Messenger RNA from Diuraphis noxia (Russian wheat aphid), 2712 nucleotides. It is a transcript of the gene MCPH1, whose product is annotated as Microcephalin. Gene Ontology annotation, biological process: mitotic cell cycle. The record is from RefSeq and is a predicted model, not a curated record. NCBI's taxonomy places the organism in Eukaryota, Metazoa, Arthropoda, Insecta, Hemiptera, Aphididae.
UAUAAGCCACAACUAUCAAAUAUUCUAGACUAGAAAAUAGAAAUCUUGAAAUGACUACUACUGCUACAAUAAUGCAGUGAUACAUUACUUUUGGAUGGAUGAAACUGUAUUUAGUUGGACGUAAGACAAACAUUCAAUCAUCGAACUUUGAUUUUAUACUAAAUAUAAAUUUUUAUACUCCCGAAUUCGGAGUUCAUUUGGCAACCAUAAGAGUUAAAUUAACUUAACGUUACUUAAUUAUUAUUUUUAUUAUUUAGCCAAUAGAUAGACGUGUUAAAUUACGAUUAUGUCGUGUCCAAUUAAAUAUCCUCGUCAAGUAUUACAACGAGUCAGUGACCGUAAAAAAAGGAAACUAGCUAUUGACGAUUCAGAUGAAAUAGCGUUAAACCGUAAUUUAGAUUUGUUCAUUGACUCUGAAUUAGAAGUGAUUGAAGAUUCACAAGCAUCGUUAAAGGGACAUAGAGACUUAUUUGGUGAACUUAUACCACAAGAUGAAUUUGUCAGUAAUGCGGAUAAUAAAAACAAAUCAAAUAAAAAAACACCAAUAUCAAAGAAAAAGAAAAGAUUAAAUGAAGAAAAUAUAAUUGACAGUCCAGUAAUAAGACCAAAAAGGGUGUUUAUUCCUACCCCAAAGUUUAUGAAAUUAAUGAAGGAGGCGCAAACAGAAUUGUACUCCUUAAUGGGUGUCAACAAGAGUUCAAGUGAUGUGUCAAUUGUAACAAAUGAUAGUCUUAAUGUCAGUGGAAUUCAAAAUUUAGAAGAUAGUCCUAUAACAAGUAUAAUAAAUGAGUCUAAAAGUAAUUCAAAGAAUUCGGUAAUUAAUACACAUAACUCAACUAAUACSGAUAAUGAUAAGGAAUCUCGACGAAUUUUUGAAGGAGUUGUUGCAUUUGUUGACUACAAAAUUGACAACGAUCGCAGUGCUUCAAGUAUUAUUCAAUGUCUCAUUGAAUUGGGUGCCAAAGUUGAAAAAACAUUCAAUCAAAAAGUUACUCAUGUGAUGUUUUGCGAUGGCUACCGUAGUACAUAUAAUAAAGCAAUCAAACGCAACAUCCCACUAGUAUCAGCGAGGUGGAUGGAAUACAGUAAAUUAGCUAAUAAGAUGUUGGAACCAAAAGACUAUCCUCCAGUCGAUAUGGAAAAAUACACAAAAUCAACACCAGUAAAAAAUAUUAAUAUUCCAAUUAGUCAAUCAUAUAAAAAAUUUUUAAGACCAAGUAAUAUUGAACGUGACCAAAUGUUUAAAUCCAAAUGUGAUAAAAUUAUGGAAAGAUUUAACAACUUAAAUAUGAACCAGAAUAAUGGAGACGAAGACUAUCUUAUCGUUGAGACUCCCAAAAAAACUAAUGCAAUCAAAGAUGAUCCUUGCAGAACAAAUGAUAUUGUCAAUAUGUUAUCUGAUCAAUUAUGUAAAGUAUUAAACAAAAUUGAUAGCCCACUACCAGAUGAUCAAAUUGAUGAGCUAUAUAUACCAAUGUCACUUAAACUAUUAAGAAAAUAUCUCACACCUAAUGGAAAGGAAAAUACAUCUUCUACAGAACUAGAUAGUGAACUGGCUAAAAUUGAAGAUCGGCUAAAUUUGAAUGCUCAUGCUAGACAAAGAUUUCGUAAGCUAUUAUUUCCUCCCGAUAAUAAUUUAAAUAACAUGAAUGAUGUCAGUGAUUUCCCAUCACCAUCACCUGAAAAAUUAAGAAUUAGUGCUCCUUCUAGAUUAAUUAGUACAAAGAAACGAAAAACUAUGUGUCAUAAUGAAUUAUUACCCAAUACCAAAAUCUUAAACAGUAAUAAAAUAACACCAUCACAAAAAAAUGUUAAUAUUAAUCCCUCAAAGUGGGAAAUACCUUCAGAUCUACGUCCUAAAAAAACUAAAAAAAUCACUGUUCAAAAAGUAAAAAGUGUGAAAAAAACUCAAACCAAAGACAUAACUUCUAGUUUAGUGUCCAGAAAGUCUUCUUCAAUUUUCCAGACUCCAAAAGCAUCUUUAGCUAGCCCUGUAAUAUUGCAAUCAAUUGCAUGUAGUGGAAUGACAAAAAGUGAAACAAGCAUUUUAAAGUCAUGUAUACAAGACUUAGGAACAUUUMUUUUUCAUUCUAAGGUAGAACCUUCAACCACUUAUUUAAUUACCAAAUCACAACCAAAUCGAACAUUGAAUAUUGUAUUUGCAAUGGCUUAUGGAUGUUUCAUUGUUUCUGAAGAUUGGGUGCACGAAUCACACAAAAUUGGCAGGUGGCUAUCUCAUCAUCAAUAUUUGAUCUCAGAUUUGUCUGAACGUGUCAAAGAAUUUCAAAUACGUCGUCAUACAUUUGGGUCAUUGAUAACGUUUCAAAUAUUUGAUAAUGUUGGCAAGAUAUAUGUAUCAAAUACCUGUGAUCCCCCCGCUCAGCUUUUAAAACGACUGGUACGUGCAUGUGGUGGCCACUGUACAAACACUGAGACUAAGGCCAAUGUAGUGGUUGGUUAUACACCACAAAUGAAUGAUAAUAUUCACGAAAAGUGGAUUUUGGAUUGCAUAACCCAAGGGAUAUUGCUAAAUAAAAAUCAGUAUAUGAUAGCUAAUACUAAUGACAAUAUAACCUGAAAUAAUUUUCAUACGUAUUGGCCUUUGAUAACAUUUUCUUUUGUUAAUUCUUAAAACUAAUCUUUAAUUCUUUAAACAUUAURACUAUUUCACAUUAAAAUGUUAAAAUAUCUUUUUAUCAUAAACCAUUCUGA